Molecule: messenger RNA, 27479 nt
Organism: Lymnaea stagnalis (great pond snail)
Lineage: Eukaryota; Metazoa; Mollusca; Gastropoda; Lymnaeidae
Source: the annotation of a GenBank genome assembly
GUAUAUAAGGCACCCUAGUCGCUGAGUCUUGACUGUGUCCAAGUCCAAGGUAAAAACGUGUUGUAACACUUUCUUUCUAAUUUUUUUGUAAAAAGGUAUUUGAAAAAAAAUCAAUAAUAUUAAAGUUUUGAAAUAUUUUUCAUCAAUAGCAUGCCAUUUAGGCCUAUCGUUGAAAUCUAUGUAGCCUACUUAGAUUCUCAGUGCCCGAUUAAAAAUAAUAGCUGGGUCUGUAUACUAUACAUAAUUUAUGGAAUAAGCAUAAUAUUAUUAACUAGAGUAAAUGACCCGAUGUUAUCGCAAUAAUAAUUGUAGCUCCUUUUCGAUAAUUUCUAACUGCUAUUGCAAAAACUCAUCCCAAUUCAUAACUUUUAAAAUGUAAUGUGAUUUACGUUUCUAACAUCAUUAAUUUUUUAAAAGUUUUUAUCUGCUGUAUAUGAUACGCGUACCCUACACCCUUUCACGCCCCUAAGCUACUUUCCCCCCUCUAAACAUGACCUUAAAUUACCCAGUAUAGAUUAUCACAAACAAAUUUUAUCACUUUUGUCACUAAAGAAGUUAAUUGAUGAACAAUUAUUACGCUAGUAAAAAGCUUUAGAUUUACCCCCUUUUUCGUGCCCUCAUUUUGUUAACAAAUACAAUACGUGGAUGACAAUAUAUUUAAAUCCUAUUGUAUUACAUAUGUGAAAAAAGAGAUGUCCUCCGAAAUCUAUUGAAACAAAAACGUUUUAAAUUGUUUCUUAAAUGAUUUUUUAACAUUUUCAAUUCUCCUCAAAGAUUGAGGCAAACUGUUCCAUAAUUUUGGCGCUAUCACCACAAAAGAGCGCACUCCGUAAGACUUUUGUCUGUGUUCAUCCACUCUAGGAACAUUCGGUAAGUACUGUGUUGAAGACCGCAGGCUCUUCAGAAGUACAUGUCUAUAAAAAAGUUUCCAUGAGAUAUUCCGGUGCUGAGCCAUCUAUGCAGCUGUACGCCAAGGACAAAAUUUUGUAGUUAAUGUAGUCCCUUCCUUAGCCAAACUAAAUUAAUUUGCACUUCAUAUGGUUCGUUCGUUUUUGUUUUAGUUAUAAGUUGAUUGGUCAAUGCUAUUUGGCUAUGGAGUUGCGCUGCACAGUUUGACUUAAACCGCAUUUUCUUAUUAUAAUUAUAUUUAAAGGUUAGUUUUUAUUACGUUAUAAUUUUAAUAAAUGUAUAUUUUUUAAAUCAAAAAAGUAAAAACUUUUUAAUGUUAAUAUACACAGCAGAAAUGUGUGUGUCUUUUAUUAACAAUUUAUAAAGCAAUCGAUUGUAUUUAUUAAGUUUACUUUUAAGAAGGGAAAAUACAUGAUCAGUUUUGUCACUCGCGGUUUUUUAAAUUUCAAGAAACCCGAGAGUUUUGGAGAAAUAAGUUAUCCGCUCUAUGACGUCAUUUGCAUAAUUAUUUAGAACAAAUUUAUUUACAAAUUUAUUUCGCAAAGUUAACGCAUUAAAAGAUACGCACUAAAAAGGACUGAUGUUUGGGUUUUCCCGAUAAAUGUGAUUACGGUGUAUUUCUUUGAUCUUGAUUUUUUAUUAUUUCAUAACUUUAUAACACAUAUAAAAUGCUUAAAAUAGUUCUUUAGUUGAUAUUUUAAAUGUAUUUGUAAUUGAUAAUAAUAAUACUUAAACGUUUACUAAAAUAAAAGCGGAUUUAAAAUAUUUUUUGCGCAUUUAAAUUUAUUCGAUUUCCGUAAAAUAAUAGAAAAUACCUAUGAUUGUGUUUAGGAAUCCGCACGUACUUAAAUCAUAUCUCCCUUUAAGCCAGUGGUUCUCAACCUUUCUAGUGCCGCGACCCCUUAAUACUGUUUCUCGUGUCGUGGCAACCCCCAAGCCGCACAAUUAUUUUCGUUGCUACUUCAUAGCUGUAAGGAUACAUGUUUUUAGAUGUUCUUAGGUGACCCCUGGAAAAGGGUCCCGCGACCCCCAAAGGGGUCGCGUCCCACAGGUUGAGAACCGCUGCUUUAAGCGUUAUGUGACUCUAGCUCAUUCUUAUAUAUAUAUGUUAAGAAAGGGGAUAUCUAUCUAUAUUAUUCAUAUCAUCUAUCUAUCUAUCUAUCCAUCCAUCCAUCCAUCCAUCCAUCCAUCCAUCCAUCCAUCCAUCCAUCUAUCUAUCUAUCUAUCUAUCUAUCUAUCUAUCUAUCUAUCUAUCUAUCUAUCUAUCUAUCUAUCUAUCUAUCUAUCUAUCUAUCUAUCUAUCUAUCUAUCUAUCUAUCUAUCUAUCUAUCUAUCUAUCUAUCUAUCUGUCUGUCUGUCUGUCUGUCUGUCUGUCUGUCUGUCUGUCUGUCUGUCUGUCUGUCUAUCUAUCUAUCUAUCUAUCUAUCUAUCUAUCUAUCUAUCUAUCUAUCUAUCUAUCUCUCUCUCUCUCUCUAUCUAUCUAUCUAUCUAUCUGUAUGUCUGUCUGUCUGUCUGUCUGUCUGUCUGCCUGCCUGCCUGCCUGUCUAUCCGUCUAUCCGUCUAUCCGUCUGUCCGUCUGUCCGUCUCUCCGUCUGUCCGUCUAUCUAUCCGUCCGUCCGUCCGUCCAUCCGUCCAUCCGUCCGUCCAUCCGUCCAUCCAUCCAUCCAUCCAUCCAUCUAUCUAUCUAUCUAAUCUAUCUAUCUAUCUAUCUAAUCUGUUGCCAUAUUAAACGAUACAAUAAUAGGAUAAAAGCCACUAAGAAUGUCAAAUAAAGUUGAACAUAAUGAAAAGUCCCACUGGGUCGUUCACUGGGUUGUCCACUGGGUUGUCCACUGGAUGAUCCACUGGGUUGUCCACUGGGUCGUCUACUGGGUCGUUCACUGGAUUGUCCACUGGGUCGUCCACUGGGUUUUCCACUGGGUUGUCCACUGGGUUGUCCACUGGGUUGUCCACUGGGUUGUCCACUGGGUGGUCCACUGGGUUGUCCAUUGGGUUGUCCACUGGAUCGUCCACUGGGUCGUCCACUGGGUUGUCCACUUGGUCGUCCAUUGGAUUUUCCACUGGGUUGUCCACUGGGUUGUCCACUGGGUUGUCCACUGGGUUGUCCGUUGGGUUGUCCACUGGGUCGUCCACUGGGUCGUCCACUGGGUUGUCCACUGGGUUGUCCACUGGGUUGUCCACUGGGUUGUCCACUGGGUUGUCCACUGGGUGGUCCACUGGGUUGUCCAUUGGGUUGUCCACUGGAUCGUCCACUGGGUCGUCCACUGGGUUGUCCACUGGGUUGUCCACUGGGUCGUCCACUGGGUCGUCCACUGGGUUGUCCACUGGGUUGUCCACUGGGUUGUCCACUGGGUUGUCCACUGGGUUGUCCACUGGGUCGUCCACUGGGUUGUCCACUGGGUUGUCCACUUGGUCGUCCACUGGGUUGUCCACUGGGUUGUCCACUUGGUCGUCCACUGGGUUGUCCACUGGGUUGUCCACUGGGUUGUCCUCUUUGCUAGUUUUCUCACAAUUUCGUGACACAAAAUGAUGGCAUAACUCAGAAGAUCAUUGGUUUAAUCCUCAUGCUAGAAAGUGAACACACACAAAAUGAUCUCGAUUUUCAUUGGCUUGGGGCCCGUCAUAUUUAUUGUUGCUUCUACUUAAAUCCGACUCUGAGCCUACUAAAUAAAAAUAAUAAUUUCUAAAAGUAAAAAUGAAUCCCAGCGUCUGUCUCUAAUCGUACACGCAGUGUGGCGUAAUUUGAUUUAAAUUCUUAACCCACUACGUUAUCAUCAGCAUUUAGAUGCAUGGACAAAUAAUUAUUUUAAUUUUAAAAUGCAUCGAAAAUUUCAAAGUAACUAAAGAUAGUAUUGAUUUAUUGCAAUACAUUUAUGUAAAAGAAAUAGUAUUGUUAUUUUUUUAUCAGUAAAAAAAAUCGAUAUUUAAAAAAAUAUAUAUUUAUUUAUAAUAAGAUUUUAUUUAUUAUUUGUGACUGUUAUUAUAAUUUAUUACUUUAAAUUUAUACUAUAUAUGGCAUCCUUCCGUCUUCAUCAAAUAUGGCUCACUGGGCCAAUCCUUGGAUGGCAGCCUCGGCUGCAUUGCUCGCAGGAGAAUUUAGACUCCUGGUUAGAGCUGGCCUACCGCAUUGUUCUUUUUUGUUGUUGUUGCAAGGGCUUCGUUUCAGAUACCGCGCCAUUGAAGGCUACUGUAUUGUGCAUUUUUGUGUAAAAGACUGGAGGAUUUUGAUUAGUCUUUGGGCAGAACCUAGUCUAUUCUAAUAUAAUUUUAUGAUGUGGGCAUCCCUCGUGACCUGUGGAAUGUGACCUGCUUCCCAAUACAGGCAGAAGGUCAUGUAAGGGCUAAAGUAGUAUAGGUUUUACAUUUUUGAGGACUUUCGGAGGAAUGCCGUCAAUCCCUCGAGCCUUCAAAUCAACAAUGCAAUCAAUUGCCUUUUCGAGCUCCUGCAAAAUUGACUCUUCAUCUAAUUCUCCCAUUAUUGACAAGACGGGAAUAUUUUUCAGAGCGGUCUAAUUGACUAUAUUCAUUGUUGCGUAGACCGUAUAGUUCAAUGGACUGUUCCUGGUUGAUAGAUGUUAGUCUGCUGCUCAUCUGGGGAAAUAUGGGACAUUAUAAAAAAAAAAGUGUUUUUUUUUUAAAUAUUGUUCGCGCCUUUGGUCCUCUGGCGAUUUUUAAAAAGAUAUGUCAUUUUAGAAAUUUAAGUUUUAAAAAAAGUAGAUUUUUGAUCCAACAAUAAAUGUGAUUCUGCUAAGAAAAUAGUUAUAGAUGUAGCCAGUGCAAUCAAUAUAUUUAGCGUAGUCAGUGUGAGAGAGUAGGGAUCUCGGGCUCUCCCCUGAGAGUGAGAGAGACAAUUAAUCCAAUGGUAGCGCCUUUUCUAGAAUAUAACUUUUUUCUGUUGGUCGAAUUUUAAAAUGUUUUUGUUUUUUUAAUCUCUCGUUUGAUUAUGACCAAAAAAAAAAAAAAAAAAAAAAAAAAAAAAAAAAAAACAACAACAAAAAAAAACACGCUUUUCAGAGUUGUUAUAUCUGGAGAGACCAAAAAAAUAACAAACAAAAAAACGAACGCCAUUUAAGAUAACGCUAAGUAACAUUAUUUAGCGAAAUCCAACCAAUGGGUGUGCAAUGAUCCUCUUGUCCCUUCAUUGUGCGUGGCGCCGAUCACAAGGAAUGGCUUAGUUCGAUUAUGAAAACAAGGCGCUCUAUUUGGAAGGUUGCCAUCGCCUGGUCAGUCAUCGGACUCAUCGUCUAAUGCAGGCUUGCACAACUCAAAAUGUAAGGCGGGCCGUAAUACUUUAUGAAAAAACUUGUGUGGGCCAAAAUACUUUAUGAAAAGCUUGCGCGGGCCGGAAGAUGAUAGGACAGGGUGGGGGGGGGGGGGUUAGGCUGUUUAAGAAAAUAAUAAUAAUAACUGUUUAAGAAAAUAAUAAUAAUAAAGAAUGUUUCGUUACUUCGCGGGCCGCCAAGUGGGUGCUGGCGGGCCACAUGCGGCCCGCAUAUUGUGCAGGCCUGGUCUAAUGGAGAGUAAAACAAGCCCUGCCUUUUGAUGCGAAAAUCACGCCGAGACCAACGAUGCAGUCACGAUGCGCAUCUUGUAUCCGGACCGUGCAAGGGGUGCACAAUGACGGGAAACCUUUCAAUAAUUUUAAUUCUUUUAUGCAAUGAUGUAAACAAAAGCAAACUAUUAAUGAAUUGUUUGUAACAAUUUAUUGAAGUCUAUUUAUAGUCUAACAUAAAAAUAAAAAAUAAAAAGUAAAAACACAAAUACCAUUUGCUAACAACUAAAAUAUAAAAAAGAGUUGUUUAGCCUACUCCCAAUCGCAUCUAGGUCAAAGAAACCUUUAUUUCCACCCUCUUUAUCUUUUUUAUACGCUAGAUUAAAUUUGGAAAGAUAAAAAACGAAAUUAAUUUGUUGUGCCAAAAUACGUCUGCUCUGAAUUUUAAGUUAUCAAACAUUUUCAGGGAGAGUUUGGGCCUCCUCACCCCCCCCCCACCCCAGGGGCCAACAUUUUUUUUGGCUUGGCUGCAUUUUGUUCAGAUGUCUGCUCCCCAUCCCCAUCAAAGUGAGUGUCCCGGCACCAAGUUUCCAAUUGAAUAUCUCCAAGUCUUUUAACUACAAAAAUAAACCAAAUAUUGUAUAAUUGUUUCCCUACCAGAAAUUUGUUUGAGAGAAAUGCUGUCUCGUAAACGUAGUUCUAACAGAAGUUUGAUCAAAAUAAAGUGGGGGGAAAAAUAUAUAUAUAUAAUUAAAAAGCUUUCAUUUUUCACAUUUCUAACACCUCUUUGAAAACAUUUUUCUUAAAAACAAAAUCUGUUUGAACAAAUUUCUUUUGAACAAAUUUCCGUAUAAAAGUAGGCCUAAUAGUUCAAUAACAGUUAUCGGCCAAUAUCAAUCUUGGGCUUGCGUUUGAUUUGAUAAGGCAUAAAUAAUAAUGAGAGGGAAGUUGACAUUCAGUUUGAAAUGGUUAAUACUGUUAAUACCGGUAGCUCUGAUUCUUUCAACUUUUAAAAUAAUUUUUUCCCAAACAUUAAUGCAUUGUUGAUUCAAGUCUUAGAGAUCUCAGCUAGCUCAACUGCAAAUUUACUAUGAUGUAAAUUUAAUGAUUUUUUUAUUAAUUUUUUUUUUUUUGAGUUACCAUUAUAAUUCUUAGUAUCUAAAUAAACUGAGAAACGAAGUUACCUGGAAAACAUAAAUAAAUAAAGAUGGUGGGGGUGUGGAAGGGAGGAAUUACAUUUAUACUUUUAAUUACUGUAGUUAUGGAAAUUUUUUAUAAAUAAAACCCACUUCAUGUACAACUUUGCAACAUUUUUAACAGGUCUAAAUCACUAUUGCUAUAACUUAAUGAUUGAAGAAGAAGGGAGACAAUUACCCAUUUUAUGAUAAGAAAAUUUGAUUGAUUUAAUUGAUAUUAAUGAGCUUUUAACACUAAUUUAUGUGUGCUAUUAAGUAAGUAUAAUCUUUGCAAUGAUUUGAACUCAGGUCAUCUUCCUCUUGUGAAUAUUCUUCUUUUUUUUUCACCCAGUUAUAAAAUGGAGUUUGGAAGUAAAUUUGUUUACCUGGGAAAUGAUAACGACGAUGAGGAAGAGAUACAAGUGACAGAAAAUGAUGUUGUUGUUUCUGAGAAUGAUUUGGAGGGAGAUGAUGGCCAGGUAGUACAGAUUGAAAAUAGUUUAAAUAAUUUUUUUUUUUUUUACCUAUUAUAGUUAAAGAGUCCAAUUAGGCCUCUUACAAAAAUUAUAAUUAUAUCAACCAAAUCUAAUUCUGAUCCAAAAAUAGGAAUCCUUUCAUAGAAUUGGAAAGUAUCAAUAUAAGCCUAUAUAUAAUUCGCCAGGAAAGGUCAAACACCAACACGGUUCAAGCCCACGCAGGCUAUUUAUAGAUACGCCAGCGUGUGGUUCAAUAAUGAGUUCACUAGCGCAAAAUAUAAUUCCCGAUAACUACUCUAUAUGAUGUAUAUUUUUUUAAAUAACGCAAUUGCGUUUGGUGCGUAAUAUUUUCUUUUCGGAAAUGAAAUCGCCUCAAUUUAAGUAUUGUGUAAAAAUAUUCGGUUUAAAAGUUAUGGUUGGGAUAUGAGAAUAUUAACAUAGUUUGGACAACUGUGUCUUUCACGAAGUCUUCACUCCUCUAUGAGCAAUUCUGUGACGUAUGCUACGCCGCGGGUCGUCUAGUCUUGUUAAUUAUAAGGAUGCGGCUAUUCGGACCCGGGUCCGAGACGUUAGAGUUGGGUUUAUUAAAAAAAUAUGUUAAAAUUAUCGUAAGUGUUUGUAAGACAAACUUUGGUAUCAAAUGAAAGAUAAUUGAAUGUACUAUAUGUUUGUAAACUUACUUAUUAAGUUUAACUAAAAUAAAAUACCACAAAUGACAUCCAAAUAGCAUUUAGUCAAAAUGGAACCGGAAACGCAUCGCCGCUAUUCGGACUCGGGUCCCUUUAGACUCAAUGCUAUUCGGAUGUCAUUUGUGGUAGUUUAUUUUAGUCAAACUGAAGAAUUAAGUUUACAAACAUAUAGUCCAUUCAAUUAUCUUUCAUUUGAUACCAAAGUUCGUCUUACAAUCUAACCAUAUUUUAAUCCCAAUCUCUCUUCUCGGACCCGGGACCGAAUAGCCACUUCGUAAUUAUUAUAAUACGGGAAAGACAGCAAUCAACCUAAAAGGAAAUGAGGAACACAAGGUUAAAAAUAACUUGAAGAAAAGACAACUCUUAAAGUUCAACAAAAAGCCCUCUUUGGCAAACAAAUUAAACAAACAAUAAUGAAAGGAAAGUGAGCUCAUUUUUUACGCUUGAAGUUGAAGUCCAGGAGGAAACUGACAACCCAAAGAAGUAUGUUUCAUUUUGUUCAAACAGUGAUUUUACUUUUGUUGAAAGAGUGAGUUUAAUUAAAUUUUCAUUUGUCACUCUCACACACGAUAUUAGAGAAAUAAAUUUAACGAAGUGGUUAUGCGCAGCAGACUGCGUCUUUUACUUUUGCAACAAAAUCUAAUAUUAUUUAUUAGAUAUAGAAUUAGAAAGGAUGUCUAAGUCUAAGUAAGCUAGUCUAUAUAUUGGAGUGGUAAAUAGUCAUGUUGGUAAGUCGUGGCAUCUCGAAUGAUUAUCAGCCAAAAGUUUAAAAAAAUUUUAUGAGCUACAUGAAUUUGUAACUAUUUAUGAUUAUGAAGGCGACGGAAGGAAACUAAAAUAUUUUAUAUCCAGGGUCGUUUGAGUGUUUUAGGGCACGAAAGGAAGCAUUUAUUGUUUUAUUUUAUUUAAAAAUUCUAAUAUAAAUUACUGUAUUUUUUUAUAAAGCCUCAUUUAAUUUUUAGACCUGUUUUCUGGAUAUUUUGGAUACUGCUGGUCAAGAAGAAUAUUCACAACUAAGGGAUGUGUACGUACGCACUGGGGAUGGACUCGUCAUCAUAUACAGCAUCACUGAUGUAUCAAGUUUUACAGAGUCUGAAUUCAUUUUCAAAUGGGUGACACGAAUAAAAGCACAAGAAGGAACACCAGUAAAUGCUGUGAGUUUUCUUGAAAAUUGGGUAACAAAGUUUGGAGAAAUCUAUUAAAUACAAUUAUUUAUGGCAGAAAAAGUGUGGGACUUCAAAUACUUGCCUUCUAAUCAACUUUUAUAAAUUAAAAAGAUAUCAGCUAAAUUCAGUGGUGCAAUUUAAAAAUCAUUUAUUGUUGUUAUACAUUAGUCUACUUGUGGUUAUUUUAUUAGCUACAUCAUAAAUAGAUGGAGAAUUUUGUUUUUUUUCUUGUGUAUUUUUAAAAAGUUAUUUGAGACAGUGGGAUAACUUCAUUUUAGUCUUGUUUAAAUGGUUGCAGCAGCUUCAUAAAAUUAUAUUAUAUUAUCCUCUGACUUGAUUUUAAAUGAUUUGUAACAUUGCAAAAAUUUUAUAGUUUCUAAUUUGAACAUAAUUCAACAUCUUUUUCUCUCAUAAAUUAAUCUAGAUUUUGGUGGCCAACAAGCAGGAUCUAGUUUCUGAAGCAAAGGUCUCAUCUCAAGAUGGCCGCUCUCUUGCUUCAAAAUUGGGCAUUAAAUUUUUUGAAACUUCAGCCAAAACAGGGGAUGGUGUAAAUGAGGCUAUAGUUAGUCUUAUAAAAGUUAUUCCUCGGACUAGCAAAAACUAUAAGGUUUGCUUCAGCAUAUUUUAGCAAUAAUAAACCAAACAGGUUCAGUAUAUAAAAUAUUGAUCCAAAAGUUAAAAUCCCCAUUUAAAUCAUGGAAUUAUGUCAUAGCAGGUUUUAUUAAAUAUCAAUGUCAUUCUCAAACUAUCCAUGUUUAUAUCAAGCUAUCAAAGUUAUUCUCAAAUGCUCAAUGUUAUUUUCUUUAGACAUCAACAUAUACUAAAACUCUAAAUGUUAUUUUCUUAAACAAUCAAAUGUUAUUCUCAAAGUUAUUGUCUUAAACCAUCAAUUAUUCUCAAACUACCAAUGUUAUGUUCUUAAAGUGUCUAUAUUAUACUCAAAAUAGCAAUUUAUUCUCAAACUCUUAAUGCUGUUUUCUUAAACCAUCAAUGUUUAACACUCAAGUGUACUCAGUGAAUGUCAAACGUCCAGCAAAAAGUUCCUUUCUUGAAUUUAAUAUUAAUAAUUAAUGGAGAUAAUAUUAUUGAAUGGAAGAUAUUUUUUACAUAUGAAAUAAUGCAUUAAUGUUAUUGAAAAAUAAAAUGUUCGAUAAAUAAUUAUCUCUCCAGAUUGUGAUGCUUGGCAGUGGUGCAGUUGGAAAAUCUAGCGUCACAAAUCGUUUUGUCAGCGACGUUUUUGUCAAUGAUUAUGAUCCCACUAUUGAAGAUUCUUAUCGUAAAAUGAUCACUGUGAGUGGCUUACCUCCCAUGAUCACUGCAAGUGGCUUACCUUCCAGGACUGCUGAUAAGGACCAAAGAAAUUUAAAGGCAAAAAAAUCAAAACCAUUUUUUGGUAGUUUGCAUAAUGUAUUUUCUAGAAAUCGUCAAAGUCACCAGGCUCCUGCGCCACCACCACCCCCACCCGCUGCACCUCUCCCACAACAAAAGUUAAAUAAGAAGAAAGAGAGGAAAACAGAUGGAAAUGUAUUGCUGAUACCUCUCAAAAACUUGGAUGAAGAACCUAAGCUGGUCACAGGGGAUCCAAUCAAAUGCACUGGCUGUAAUGUUAUCCUAACUAGCACUGCAAAGCUUGUGGCCAAGGGUAACAAGAAAACAUGGAACUGGUAGGUUGUUGUUUUAAAAUAGUUGUUAUAGUGAUAAUAAAUUCUUUAUUUCAUAAAUGUAUUUUAUUUUAAUGUCAUGAUUAUGUCUCUUUUGAUAAAAUUUUUAUGUACAGCGCUGUGAGCCUAGCCCUAGGCUGGGGUACGGCGCUAUAUAAGACCCCUUAUUAUUAUUAUUAUAAAUAUAGUCGAGUGCUUUAAAUCUACUAACUAAAUUUGUGGAUAAAAAUAGUCUUUGGAAGGAAUUGCUAGCAUCAGAUUUUAAAAAAGCAGACAUGCAAAUGAUAGAAACUAUUUUUAUAAUCUUCCAUUGAAUCACGACUUUAUUUACUGCUACAAACACUGUCAAAAAAAACUUGUUUAGACUAUAUAGCUACAAAUUAGCAUUUAUAAGAAAUCAUUUUCAAAUAAUCUCAAAUUUUAUUUGAAAUUUAGCGAAUUUUGCGGCCAUGCAAACUGCAACCUAGAGCUUUCUGAUGAUGAGCUUCCUCAAGGAGAACUUCUUGACUUUAUGCUCUCCCCUUCUACCAAGCAAAAAGAAGAAACUUGUGAUGGUGCAGGAGUUGCUUCUCCAAAGAAAUGUUCAACGGAUGGGAUCAUUGUAUACUGUAUGGACAUUAGUACAUCCAUGGACUCUAAGUGUCAAGUACCAGAAUCACAAUGUAAGCAGUGUUCAAAUAUUACAUUUGUCAAGUGCCAGAAUCACAAUGUAAUCUAAAGCCAUAUUCAAUUAGUCAGGUGCAUUUAUUUUACUUGAAAAAAACUUUAUAUUGAUCAUUGUGAAAGAUAAGAAAUCGCUUUCUAUAACGAUGGUGAAUCAAGUUUAAAAUAAUACAGUUGUAUUUUACAUAAUCAAAACAUUCUGUAACCGAAAGUUCUCAUUCUAAAGUUUGUUAAUUCAAUACCACCCACCCCCACCCUUUUUUCGAAUCAACCCCCCCUAAAAAUGUCCUAGUGUCCUCCUUUGUCCUGCUAUGUCUUUCUGUGUCCUGCUAUGUCCUCCUAUGUCCUGCUCAAUCUCAUAGACCGACACCCCAGACAUAUUCCCUUGAAAUAUUUCCCCCAAAAAGUCAGCUUCACAAUUAAAUAUGGCAUAAAUUUUGUAUAUGUAAAUUUAAGUUUAAGUUUAUGGUUGAAAACUGUGAUCAUUGUUAAUUGUUUGCCAUACAGAAUAUGUCCUUUGGCCUUUAACCCCAUCAAUAAAACUGUCAACAUUUUAUAUUUUAUCUAUUUUUAGAGAAUAAAUAAGUUGUAAAACCUUUAUUUAAUAUCAGUGGCCUGGAGAGAAGAAAGAACCCAAGGGGCAGAAUCAAUAACCAAUGUUUCCAGACUAGCUUGCAUCAAGAGGGCUAUUGAAAGGUAGUUCUUUCCCUUGCUGCAACUCACUCUUCAAAUGAUAAAGAAAUUUUUAUUUUGUGAAUUAGAAUUAAUUAGAAAUAAAAUGAAAUUUCAAUAGAGGAAUAAGUAAUGUAGAUUUUGGGGUCAUUUAAACAAAUAGGGCAUAGUAAUUUGUCAUUGUUAAAUUGAUAAACUUUUUGUAUAACAAUUUUUUGGGAAAUGAAUUUCUUUCAAACAAAUAUAUAAAAUUGGUUCUCAUUUUAUCAAUUGAUCUUUUAAUAAUACAUUUAAAAAUAAAAGAUUCUUAAAAGCUAAAGUUAUUUUUUUUAAUGUCACUGUAACAUAGCAUGUUAAUAAUUUAAUGUCUCUAUGUAACAUAACAUGUUACUAAUUUAAUGUCUCUAUGUGGCACAACAUGUUACUAAUAUAAUGUGUAUGUUACAUAAAGUGCUACUAAUUUAAUGUCUACGUUACCUAACAUGUUACUAAUAACAUGUUACAAAUUUAAUGUCUCUAUGUGACACAAAAUGUUACCAAUAUAAUGUCUAUGUUACAUAACAUGUUAUUAAUUAAAUGUCUAUGUUACAUAACAUGUUCCUGAUAGCAUGUUACUAAUUUAAUGCCUAUGUUACAUAACACGUUACAGGUUGGCUGAACAACUCAAGCUAGAAGAGCCUGAUAAGCGUGUCAUGCUUUCUGUGUUCAGUUCAGAGUUUUAUGUCAAAGGAGGGGGCAGAACUAAUAACCUACCACAGUUCAGUGGACUUGAGCAAGAAACAUUUGAACAUCUACUUGAAAUGGGCCUGAAUCUCUCCAAUGAUUAUCCUCUUUCCAAAAUUACUGAUUCUCAUGAGUGAGUUCAUUUUAAUGUUCUCAUCUUUUGUGGAAUGCAAUAUUAGUUUUGGGAAAUUUAAUACUAGCUUCUUGGGACUGCAAUAUAAUUUUUGAAGAAUUCAAUACAAGGUUCUUGGGACUACAUAUUAAUUUCUGGGGAAUUCAGUACUGGGGACUACGAUGUUUAAAUCACACUGUAAGUGAACUAUCAAGACUUGUUUAAAAUUAACAUAAAUAUUUUAAAUAUAAGUUUUAUAAUCUUCCAUUUAAACUUGGCAUACAACUUUUCUAAUAUAAGUAUAAGAAAUCAUCAUUUAUUUCUAUGCCAAGCCUGGCUGGGGGGAUCAGUGUUAUGCCAUAGGGAUGAUGCCAAACUAAACACAUUUCAUGUGAUUUAUCUUAAUUUAAAUUGUUUUUUUUUUAAAUAUAAGAAAUGUUUGUACAGCUUAAUAUAGUUUAAUUUGAGGCAAAUAGAUUAGUAUCUGGCCAACACUUUGGGUGAACAUAAAAUGUCCAGGAAAACCACAUGGCACAGCCCCAAUGGGAAACACCACAACCAGAUUGACUACAUCAUGUUGCAAACACGCUUCCGGUCUAGUAUAAACAUUGCCAAGACUCGCAGCUUCCCUGGAGCUGACGUCGGGAGCCACCACGACCUUGUCAUGAUGACCUUUAGACUUCACUUAAAGAGGUUAAACAAAAAAGGAAAUACCAGAAUUAAAUUCGACCUUGAAAAGCUGAAAGAAAUACAUAGGAUUAGCAAGUGAAGCAGAGGAGGCUGCGUACCAUGGAAACACAAGAUAAUUAUUCAGUACAAUCAAAAAGUUAUCUGGAAAGUUCAACAAUCCAGUGAGACCAGUUAAAACUAAAGAUGGGAAAUCAAUACCUGAUGAAGAGGGUCAGAAAAAAAGAUGGAUAGAACAUUUUGAAGAACUCCUCAACCGGCCAGCACCACAACACACACUCAACAUAGAGCCAGCGGAAAAAGAUCUAGAAAUAGAGUGCAGCACACCCACAAAGCAAGAAAUAUGCAGAGCAAUUAAACAACUAAAGAAAGGCAAGGCGGCAGGUCCUGACAGAAUACCGACAGAAGCCUUGACAGCAGAUAUUACGUCUAGCACUGAAAUGCUACACACACUAUUCAAGAAAAUAUGGGAGGAGGAACAGAUACCGGCUGAAUGGAAAGAAGGACACCUCGUUAAGCUCCCGAAGAAAGGAGACCUUAGUUCUUGUUCUAACUAUAGGGGAAUAACCCUGCUGUCGAUCCCAAGCAAAGUAUUCAACAGAAUGCUGCUAAACAGAAUGAGGGAGGCAAUAGACAUCAAUCUUAGGGACCAACAAGCAGGGUUCAGAAAAGACAGAUCCUGCACAGACCAGAUUGCCACACUGAGAAUUAUUGUGGAACAAUCUCUGGAGUGGAACUCGUCACUAUACGUCAACUUCAUUGACUAUGAGAAGGCUUUUGACAGUGUCGACAGACAGACUCUGUGGAAGCUGCUUAGACACUACGGGGUACCACAAAAAUUGACAGACAUAAUUAAGGCUUCUUACGAAGGACUAUCCUGCAGAAUUGUCCACGGCCAACAAACAACGGCGGCUUUUGAGGUACAGACCGGUGUCAGACAGGGGUGUCUGCUCUCGCCUUUCCUAUUCCUGCUGACCAUUGAUUGGAUAAUGAAAAUGUCUACAGAGCAGAAGAGAAAUGGUAUUCAGUGGACACUAUGGAAACAACUUGAUGACCUGGAUUUUGCGGAUGAUCUGGCCCUAGUAUCACACACACAGCAACAGAUGCAAGAGAAAACCAAUUAUGUAGCACAGUACUCUGCUUGCAUCGGCCUGAACAUCCACAGAGGAAAAAGCAAAGUCCUUAAAAUAAAUACAUCAAGCAACACACCUAUAGCACUGGAAGGAACAAACCUUGAGGAGGUGGAUAGCUUUACAUACCUCGGCAGCAUCAUUGACAUACAAGGAGGGACAGACGCCGACAUAAGAGUGAGAGUUGGUAAGGCAAGAGCGGCAUUUAACCAGCUAAAAAAGGUCUGGAGCUGCAGCAAUUUGACCCUCCAGACCAAGGUCAAGGUAUUCAACACCACAGUGAAACCUGUCUUGCUAUAUGGGGCAGAAACAUGGCGAACAACAGCAGCUGGUUCAAAAAAGCUACAGACCUUUAUCAACUCAUGUCUCCGAACGAUUUUACGAAUCCGCUGGCCCACCGUCAUCACCAACGAGGAUCUCUGGCGGCGCACACAACAAGAACCAGUGGAAGAGUUAAUCUGCCAGCGCAGAUGGAGAUGGAUUGGCCACACCCUCAGAAAGCCUGCAUCAAGUAUCACGAGACAAGCCCUGACUUGGAACCCCCAGGGUAAGAGAAAAAGAGGUCGACCCAAAACAACUUGGAGAAGGGAACUGGAGGCAGACAUCAAAAAGAGUGGGCACAACUGGGGACAGUUGGAGAGACUUGCCCAAGACCGGGAUGCCUGGAGAGCCUUUGUUUGUGGCCUAUGCCCCAGACGGGAUGACAGGCGAUGAUGAUGAUGAAAAGCUGAAGGAUCCUAGAGUAGCAGAAGCCUUCCAGGCAAUAAUAGGAGGAAAAUUUGCAGCGCUUAACAUCAUAGAUGCCGACUGUUCAGACAUGGACACAUUGAUUGAUAGCUUCAACACAGCUGUGACGGACACAGCUCACGACAUCCUCGGUAAACAUCGACCAACCCGAAAACCAUGGGUGACAGCUGACAUACUUGAUCUGUGUGAUAAACGGAGGCAGUUAAAGAAAACAAAAAUGGUAAAUACAGAGGGGGGCCAUUAAAUAUAGGACAGUUAAUCAAGCCAUCAAAAAAGGUAUGAAAAGGGCAAAGAAGAACUGGAUUGAAGAGAAAAGCUACGACAUUGAAAACUGCUUGAAGAAAAACAAUAGAAAAAAAGCUUAACAGUUGGCGAAAGAACUAACCACUGCAAAACAAGGACGUAGUUCGACCAUACAGGAUAAAAUUGGUAAAUGUUUAACCGAAGAAAAUGAUAUCAUCAAACGAUGGACUGAAUACUGUUCAGAGCUGUAUAAUGUAAGUAUAAAGAUAGACCCAGAGAUCCUUAAUGUCCCUCCCUAUUCUCCACGCAGAAGUAGAAGCAGCAGUCCAGGCACUCAAAACAGGAAAAUCCGCAGGAGUAGAUAAUAUCCCUGCCAAGUUGGUGAAACAAGGAGGAGAAGCAAUGAUAAAUGCCCUAUUCAAUAUUUGUAACAAAAUAUGGCUUACAGGAGAAUGGCCCAAACCAUGGACCCAAUCGCUCAUCAUCACCCUCCCCAAAAAAGGUAACCUACAGCUAUGCCAAAACUAUCGCACCAUUAGCCUAAUAAGCCAUCCAAGCAAGGUCAUGCUGAAGAUAAUAUUGAACCGACUAAAACCAUAUGCCGACAGAAUCAUUGCUGAAGAACAGGCGGGCUUCAGACAAGGACGGGGCACUACUGAGCAGAUUCUAAACCUCCGAAUACUAUGUGAGAAAUAUGCUCAACACCAACAAAAUCUACCACGUCUUUGUGGACUUCAAGAAAGCAUUUGACAGGGUUUGGCAUGCUGCUUUAUGGGCCACCAUGAGGCACUACAGCAUCAACAUAAACCUAACCAGCAUGAUAUGCAACCUCUAUGAUAAGGCCACCAGUGCAGUCUUCCUCAACAACAACAUCCGAGAAUGGUUCAAGACCACGGUUGGAGUACGACUAGGCUGCCUGCUCUCCCCCACCCUAUUCAACAUCUUCCUAGAGAGAAUUAUGUCAGAUGCUCUGGAACCGCAUGAAGGGACAGUCAUCAUUGGUGGCAGAACAAUCACCAACCUACACUUUGCGGAUGACAGACGUGCUGGCUGGGAACAAAGAAGAGCUAGCCAACAUGGUAAAGCGUCUCGAUAAGACCUCGUCGUCCUACGGCAUGCUAAUCAGUGCCGAAAAGACAAAACUGAUGACAAAUAAUAUUGCAGGCAUCACCACUGAAAUUAAGGUCGGGGAGGAAAGAUUAGAGACUGUCGGCCGCUUCAAAUACCUAGGAGCAAUAGUCUCAGAAGAAGGCUCCAAGCCCGAACUGAUGUCCAGGAUUGCGCAGACUACAACAGCACUAAAAAAGCUCAAGAAGAUAUGGAAUGACAAAAAUAUAGCCCUCAGCACCAAAAUCAGGCUGAUGCGCUCAUUAGUCCUCUCCAUUUUCCUGUAUGCCUGCAAAUCCUGGACAUUAACAGCCGAUCUUGAAAGGAAAAUAAAGGCGAUGGAGAUGAGAUGCUUCAGAAGCAUUUUUGGCACCUGCUAUAGGGACCCUAUCUCCAAUGAUACAGUGAAAGAAAGGGUGUGUCAGGCAAUUGAGGAAUACGAUGACUUACUGGUGACUGUGAAAAAACGCAAAUUACAAUGGUACGGCCACGUAACAAGGAAACAAGGGUUUGCCAAAGAAAUAUUGCAGGGCACCACAAGAGGAGGGAGAAGAAGAGAAAGACAAAGGAAAAGGUGGGAGGAUAACAUCACAGAGUGGACAGGACUAACACUGGGCGAUGCAGUGCGUAGUGCUGAAGACAGAGGAAUGGAGGAGGAUGGUUCACAUGUCAUCUGUGGCGCCCCAACGGUCCAAGGACUAAGGGACAUGAGGAGAGGAUGAAGAGAUUAGUAUCAAUAUCUCCAUUUAUUGACUAGAUUCAAUAUGUUCAUAUUUUGACUAGUAUCAAUAGGUCUAUAUUUUGUCUAGUAUCAACAUGUCCAUAUAUUGACUUGUACCAAUAUGUCCAUAUUUUGACUAGCAUCAAGAUGUCGAUAUUUUGACUAGUAUCAACAUGCCGAUAUUUUGACUAGCAUCUUCAUGUCCAUAUUUUUUCUAGCAUCAAGAUGUCCAUAAUUUGACUGGCAUCAACAUGUCCAUAUAUUUUGACAGGUCUAUAGAUGCUGCUGUGAAAAAACUUUAUACGACUGGAUGCACUGCACUGGGACCAGCUUUAUCAAUAUGCACAGGAUUUCUGAGUAAAAGUCCUGGUUCUGAGAUAAUUGUGUGCACAGAUGGUGAACCAAAUGUAGGAGUUGGUUCACUCGGUCAUAAUCAAGGCAAUACAUUUUACAGAACAGUAAGAUUUCUCUCUUCUUAUUUUAUUGAAUAAAGGUGAAUGUCAAUUAGAAAUAAAAAUUAGAGGGUGAACUAUUUUUAUAUAUAAUUUUCAAUCUGUUUCCAAUACAGUUCAUCAAGUGCAUACAAUGCAAUUCACAUAUACAGGAAAAUAUCCAGUAUUCAACAAUUGAAUUUGAUGGGGUGUAAUACUAAAAUUUCAACAUUUUAACUUUGCAUUUUUAACAUAGUAUUUAAAAAUUGCAUUUUAAGAUAGUAUUUUAAUAAAGCAUUUUAACAUAGUAUUUUAGAUGCUGUUGCUCAAACUAAAACUCAAAAAUAAUAUUUCCUCUACACAAUUUCUAUGAUUAAGAUGUCAAACUUUGCACACAAGAAAUGCUAAGCCAUUUAUACAAAUUAAAUACUGUCUAUACUGUGUCAAUAACACUGUCUGUCAAUAACACUGUCUGACAAUAAAACUGUCUUUAAACAAAACUGUCAACUAAACUCUGAUGGCAAUAAAGGAGCUGCAACUAUGGCUAAGCUGAAUAAGCUGGGGUGGAAUAAUCUUAAACUAUCUGAAAGUACACAACUCAGCAGCUUCCACCCUAAAUGACUUAAUUGCUUUUUGCGAGUUCAAUGGCCGGGAAAAGUGCCAAACACAGAACUUUUGGAACAUGCCAAAAUGUGUAGCAUGUUCUCCUUUCUUAACAAGAUGUGCGUUUGCUGGUUAGGCCAUAUGAAGAUAAUCGAGGAAGGCUGUCUUCGAAAGGAUCUGAUGUAUGGAGAGUUGACAGAAUGGGCAAGACUUUUAGCAUGGCCGCAGCUGCUGUUUAAGGACGUUUACAAAAGGAACAUAAAGGGAGACAACAUAGAAGUCAACAAAUGGGAGAUCAUCACAAUGGAAGCCAACAGAGAAGUCACCAAAUGGGACACAAGGAACAUGAAGGGAGAGAACAGAGAAGUCAACAAAUGGGAGACCAUCACUGAGCACCAUUCCAGCUGAUGAACUGCAUGGCUUGACAGGCAGAAGGUGCGCCAAACAAAGCUCUUGAACAAAAAGAGGACUACAGAAAGCCAAAUUAACCAGAAGUCAAGGCUCUCCUUCGAGGGGUGCAGCUAAGACUGCCAUUCAAGGAUUGGCCUUGCAAAUCAUUUGAUGAAGAUGCAAAGACAGGAGGCCAUAUAAUUUUGGAACCCUCCUUCAUCAUCACAUAUUUGUCACAAAAUUUGACACCCUCAUACUCCAUUGUCACUAAUUCAUGACCCCCUCACGCUCUAGACGAAUGACAUUUUUUUUAAAUGGCCCCUUUUUCAAAUAAAUGAAUUAAUCAAAGUGCCAUGUGCCAAACUCACUCUUCACUCAAAGCCUUCAAAUAAAUUUAAAUAAAUAACCAAGUUAUAACCAACAAUCUAAUUGAUUUUUAUUAUUCCAAUGUUUUCUCAAAAUAGUACAUGCUUAUUAGAAUUUGAAUCUGUACCCUUUCAUAUCGGCCUGAUAUUUCAAUUUUAGAGUAUGCCACCAAAGAUGUUUGUUUUACGAAGACUUUGGUGUAUGCACCAUGUGUAUAAAAUAGAUUUAUCUUUAUCAUUAUGGUUAUCUGCAGGUUGGUGAGUAUGCCAGAUCCAAAGAUAUUACCAUCAAUAUCUUAGCUAUGGAGGGGGCCUCAGCGGGGCUCCAGCAAGUGAGUGCGGCGGCAGAGCUGUCAGGGGGAACAACUAACAAGCUCAACCCAAUGGAGAUUAUCAGGCAACUCCGAAUUAUUGCACAGAAUGAGGUCAUAGCAACAUCAGUUACUGUCAGGCUAUUUCUGCACCCAGACUUCGUCUUUGAUGAACCAGAGUAUGGAAGUGUAAGUAAACUCUAUAUCCUAGGAUAUCUAUGAUAUGAAGAUAUAAGUGAAUUCUAUUUCUAUAUCCAUAUGAUAAACUAGGGUAUGAAGAUGUAAGUAAACUCUAUUUUUAUAUCCAUUUGAUGAACAAGUAUAUAAAGAUAAUGUAAGUACCCUCUAUUUCUAAAUCCAUUUGAUGAACCAGAAUAUGGAAGUGUAAGUAAGGAUAGAAAGCAUUGUCCCACUAUUCCUGCCAGACCCUGGUCAAUGGUCUUCGCCGGUAUGAGAAGAGUGAGUGACGGACCAUCAGACCCUGGUCAAUGGUCUUAGCCGGUAUGAGAAGAGUGAGUGAUGGACCAUCAGACCCUGGUCAAUGGUCUUAGCCGGUAUGAGAAGAGUGAGUGACGGACCAUCAGACCCUGGUCAAUGGUCUUCGCCGGUAUGAGAAGAGUGAGUGACGGACCAUCAGACCCUGGUCAAUGGUCUUAGCCAGUAUGAGAAGAGAGUGAGUGACGGACCAUGGACUAAUUAUGAGAGAUGUUUUUGACAGACAACCUUUGAAAACAGUACUGAUGGUGUUAGUCUUUAUGCUUAACUAGUUGUGUCCCAAUGCUUUAAAAUAGAUUUAAGGGAUAGUUAUAUUUAUACUUUACAUCUACAUAUAAAUAUAAUGCACAACUGCUUGUUUACUUAGUCACCAUGAAUUUUUUAAAAAAUCUCACAGUAUGGAGUACUAAAGAAUGAUUAUACGAUUGGCCGAUUGGCUUGUUAAUAAGAUUAAUUAUAAUUAUCUCAACAUUUGAAAUAACACAAAUUAUCUCAAGCUUUGAAUAUCCCAACUUAUAUAGAUUAUUACAGAGUAUUGAAUAUUCCAACAUAUCUAUGUUCAUUAAUGGCUAUUUGCUCUUAGAAUCUGAGUCAACUGGAGAAAGAAGUGGGGACUGUUAGAAAAAGCACAGAUCUCACAUUCAGAUUUAAGUUAAAAGAUGCAAGCAAAGCUUCAACCCUGAACUCAGUUCCUUUCCAGGUCAGUUUAGCAAAAAAAAAAAAAAUGAAUGGUUAAUGAAAAGAAUGAAUUUUAUUUACAGCCGUGAGUUACGGACACAAGAAAAAUGUUGUUUGUUAAGCUAUUUUUUUAACAAGAUGAAAGAAGUAGGGACUGAUAGAAAAAGUACAGAGCUCACAUUCAGAUUUAAGUUAAAAGAUGCAAGAAAAGCAUCAACCCAGAACUCAGUUCCUUUCCAGGUCAGUUUAGCAAAAAAAAAAAAAAUGAAUGGUUAAUGAAAAGAAUGAAUUUUAUUUACAGCCGUGAGUUACGGACACAAGUAAAAUGUUGUUUGUUAAGCUAUUUUUUUAACAAGAAGAAUUUAAGUUGUAAAAUUGAUACAUUUCAUGAAAAAAAAAUUGAUUAAUAUAUAUAUAUAUAUAUAUAUAAUUAUUAUUAUGCUUCAUGGUUUGAAAAUGGCAUAUGUCAAAAACUAGAGUCAUUAGGAUCAAACUUAUGUCCAUCUGUGGAAUCAGAAGGACAAAUAUAUCUUCUUCUUCUUCUAUAUCUUAAGGGCCCACGAUCAAUUUAUUGAUCAUUUUGUCUCCUAUGCAUGUAGAUGGGAUUUGCAAUGUUUCUGUUACGGGUGGUGAUGAGGAACUCAUGCACUAGGGGUUUGAAGGCUUGAGGAAAUAGACACAAAUGUGUCUAGUGUUGUCGCCUCAACUGUUCCGUUUGAAAGAUUGUUCCAGUCCCUGAUUGUCUUGGGCAGGAAUGAGCAGCUCCUAUACUGGCUUCUUGCUGGUAUGAGCCUGAAUUGCCUGUCAUGGCCUCGUCGCUGUCUAUGAGGGAGAGGGACGAGUUUCUGUUUAAUACUGGAACAGUGGACCAGCCCAUUAUUUAUCUUGUACAUAAUGGAGAGCCUGGAUUGUCGUCGUCGUUUCUCCAAUGGUGACCAGCCUAGUGUUUCUAGCAUGCUGGCAACACUAGAUGUAUUCCUGUAGCGGUUUAGGACAAAGUGUGCUGCUUGUCGCUGGACCGCCUCCAACCUGUCAAUGCUCUUCUGGGUAAAUGGUCCCAGACUGAAGAUGCAUAAUCUAAAAUAUCUCGUAACAAGACUGGUGUAACAUCUGAGGCAUCCAAUUUUGUGCGGGGCAGUGUAAUCAAUACAGAUCUUAUGCCUCAUCUAGACCAGGCCAUCAACCCUUUAUUUAUUUGUUUACCCAAAGUUAACCCCCCCCCCCCGCCCGCAACCAAUUUAAAGGAAAGAAAAUCACCGACUUUAAAUGGUUUAUUGAAUCAAUUAUGAUGGGAAUACAAUUAUAAAUAUUAAAGGACAAACUAAAUUCGAUCAAAUAAAUUAAUAAAAUCCUAGUUUUGGAACAAACAAAUUCCUUUGAAAAAAUGUUCAUUUAAAAUUUUGUAGUGAUGAUGUUUCAUUUUGAUACAAUGACACCACAACGGCAUGAGAAUGACAUCACAAUAACUUCAUGAUAACACCACUGUGCCAAGCCACCAGAAACCACAAUAUGUUGGUUGCAUUUCUAAACUACACUGGCCAGAUGACAGCUGCCAAGCCACCAGUUACCCCUGGCCAGAUGACAGCUACCAAGUCACCAGUAACAACUGGCCAGAUGACAGCUGCCAAACCACCAGUAACCACUGGCCAGAUGACAGCUGCCAAACCACCAGUAACCACUGGCCAGAUGACAGCUGCCAAGUCACCAGUAACCACUGGCCAGAUGACAGCUGCCAAGUCACCAGUAACCACUGGCCAGAUGACAGCUGCCAAGUCACCAGUAACCACAUUAUUUUUUUUGCAUUUCUAAACUACACUGUCCAGAUGACAGCUGCCAAGCCACUAGUAACCACAGUAUGUUGGUUGCAUUUCUAAACUACACUGGCCAGAUGCUGUGUUGGCAGAAGAAGAAAAGUUCUCACCAAAACCACUCUUUAAAUUUAUUUUUUAAAUGUCUGUUGAGCUCUCAUUACCCCCAAGAUUACCAUUUUACCCCAUGAGGGCUAAUUUACCCCAUUUUAAUGACCACUCAUCAAGACAGUAUAAUAUUUUUGCAAUAACAUAUAUCUUUAAAAAUAAAUUGCUAGUAAAAUUAAACAAAUGUUUCUUUUCAAGUUUACAACUAGUACACUAUUGAAGAAUUUGAAGUGAAAUGUCUUCAUGUUCAAAAUGGUGAUGUUUCCUUGCCACCUAAAUAAAAAAAUACAAAUAAUCAAUUUCCUUAUUUCUCUGCACAAUAACAUUUUCCUUGUUCACCUUUUGAACUAGGUUCACAUCAACUACACACGGAAAGAUGGUAUGAAGUGUUUAAGAGUUUUAAGCCAAGCAAAUGAAACAACCAGAGACAGAAAGGCAAUGGAAGAGGUAUGCAAUCUGAUGGGUUUUUUUUUAUGAAACUAAAUAUCAUUCAAACUCAAAGCAAAUCUCAUUCAGACUCAUUCCAUUGCAUAUAAUGAUUAUAAAGAUCAAAGAUUCACUAGGAUUAAACAAACAGCUAAAUACAUUUGAUAAUGUAAAUCAUUUGACCAGACUUGAGAAUUAGAGCACAUUUUUUUAAAAGCCCUUACUCCCAUUGUUUUACAUUUGUUGAUAGAAAGGAACCAAAUUUAUAGAGUGAUCUUGCUCGUGAAGUUUUUACUUUCUUCGUUGCGGUUUAAGAUUCUAAUAUUUUUGCAAGUAGAUCCACCGUAGAGGAUGUACACAGUUUAAAAAUCAUGCUGUAAUAGACUCAGUGAGCCUAAAGCAGGAUGCUGUAAUAGACUCAGUGAGCCUAAAGCAGGAUGCUGUAAUAGACUCAGUGAGCCUAAAGCAGGAUGCUGUAAUAGACUCAGUGAGCCUAAAGCAGGAUGCUGAAAUAGACUCAGUGAGCCUAAAGCAGGAUGCUGAAAUAGACUCAGUGAGCCUAAAGCAGGAUAAUAGACUCAGUGAGCCUAAAGCAGGAUGCUGUAAUAGACUCAGUGAGCCUAAAGCAGGAUGCUGAAAUAGACUCAGUGAGCCUAAAGCAGGAUGCUGAAAUAGACUCAGUGAGCCUAAAGCAGGAUGCUGAAAUAGACUCAGUGAGCCUAAAGCAGGAUGCUGUAGUAGACUCAGUGAGCCUAAAGCAGGAUGCUGUAAUAGACUCAGUGAGCCUAAAGCAGGAUGCUGAAAUAGACUCAGUGAGCCUAAACCAGGAUGCUGUAUUAGACUCAGUGAGGGAUGCUGUAAUAGACUCAGUGAGGGAUGCUGAAAUAGACUCAGUGAGCCUAAAGCUGAAUUCUGAAAUACACUGCAGGAUAACUAAUAUGUCUUCAUUGUCUAAGGUUUACUAAAAAUGACUUAAUGUCUAAUAUGUCUAUAUUGUCUAAGGUUUACUAAAAAUGACUUAAUGUCUAAUAUGUCUAUAUCGUCUAGGGUUUACUACAAAGACUUACUGGUUAUUUGCCAUUGUUAAAUAGAAAAGAAAAAUAGAAAUAUAUUCUGAUAUUAUUGCGGAUCAUGAUAUUAAAUGAGUACUAGUUGUCUCUUUCUUUGUUUGUAUAAUUGAUGGCUGCCUUAUUUUCAAAGUGUUCAUUGUGUUGUGGAUUGUACCAAAGCAGUAACUGGUUACCAUGACAACUAUUGCAUUUGUUAUUAACUUAAUGCUUGAGUCACCUCAUCCUAAAAUUUAAGAAUGUAAAGUUUUUGAAAAAAACUUUAUACAAUUUGAAAUAAUUUUGUUAUGUCUGUUCUAGAACAUCAAUAUCUCGGUGUUGGGUGUUGCCACUAUGAAGACCACAGCCAAACUGGCCCAAGCUGGAGAGAAGAAAAAAGCACAGCACCAUUUGUGAGUUGUUUCAGAAUUGAUUAUGAUAGACAGCAUGACAGGAAAUGAGUUAUAGAAUAGAUCAGCAGUUCUCAACCUGUGAGUCGUGACCCCUUUGGGGGUAGCGAGACCCUUUUCCAGGGGUCGCCUAAGACCAUCUGAAAACACAAACCCUUACAGCUAUGAAGUAGCAACACAAAUAAUUGUGUGGCUGGGGGGCCACCACUGACACGAAUAACUGUAUAAAGGGUUGCGGCAUUAGGAAGGUUGAGAACCACUGAAAUAAAUAUUCAUUUCAUUACCAUGGGUUACUUCAAAACAACAUCAAAUGAUUACCCGGUAUGUAAUUAAACAUAUUCAAAAGAAGAAAACCAAUGAAGAAUGUCUACUGAACAGAUUUUUUUUUUAAAUUGAAAACUGUCUACAGAAGACAGUUUUCAAAAAUUGAAGAAUGUCUACUGAACAGAUUUAAGGCAUUAUUUUAGUUCAUGUUAAUAAUGAGAGACUAGUUGGAAUAGCUUGCAGGUCAUUUGUUUAAGAUCGUUUUUCUUCAGUUUGGUGACAGUUCACCAGUUUGGUGACAAUUCACCAGGUUGGUGACAAUUCACCAGUAUGGUGACAAUUCACCAGUUUGGUGACAAUUCACAAAAAUUCAAUUAGCUUUAAAUAAUUAAAACUUUUUAUGUCUUGCAAAUCAUAAAAUAGUUUUCAAUGGUCUUUAAUUGAUGGGUGACUGAAUGGGUCAAUAACAUUGUUAGGAUGGGAAAUAUAUUACACAGAUCAGCAUCACAUUUUUUAACAACUCUAUAAAUAUGACAACCCACACAACCAUAACGCUCUUUACCAUAUAAUGACAACCCACACAACCACAACCCUCUUUACCAUAUAAUGACAACCCACACAACCAAAACCCUCUUUACCAUAUAAUGACAACCCACACAACCACAACCCUCUUUACCAUAUAAUGACAACCCACACAACCACAACCCUCUUUACCAUAUAAUGACAACCCACACAACCACAAACCUCUUUACCAUAUAAUGACAACCCACACAACCACAACCCUAUUUACCAUAUAACCACUACUUACAAAAAACACUUCCCAAGUAGUGUAUAUACUCGUUCAAAAAAAAAAGUUCAUUCAUAAGCCAUUAGAUAUGGCGGAGGGGGGGGGGGGUUCUUACCACUGCCCACUUAAAAACUACCCACACAAAAACGAGCCCCACUAGCACACAACCACUAUCUACACAACCACUGCCAGCUCAGCCACUAAACACUGGACAACUGCCCACACAACCCUUACCCCAGUGGACUUACCAACAUUACCAAGAGGCAUAUCGCUGUGGUUCUUCCACUGCCAUAACAAACUUAAUAUACAAUUGUUAUCCAACUCUAUCUAGGAAAAAUGUGGAGCGCCUGAUGACCAGAGGGGCAGUAACGAGGAGCCUGGAAGAGGAAAAGUUGGCAUUCCAGUUUGAAACCAGAGCCUAUGACAGUUACCUUGGUGAAGAAUCCGAUGUAAGUACGCUCCUGUAUGAGUUAAGUCAGUGCCUGUGAGGUCAGUUAAAUUCCGUUAAGGGUCAUUUAAGGUCUGUUUGAGAAUAGUCAGGUCCAGUGAGGUAUCAUGAUAUGGCGAUUCACAGUUCUGACUUAGUUGCCAUGAUGUAGUAAUGUUUCGGGUUGUUGAUGCUGUCUUGAUGUUUCAGAGGGACUGUGGUGGUAGUGAGUGGUCAACCAUCAUGCAGCAGCGAGCCAUGGGAGUGGAUGCAUCCAAGUUUUCCUCAAAUUCCAGGAAGAUGAUGGAACAUGUCAAACCUCUGAGUGCAAGACAGAAGCUUGCUUACUACAGUUACAAAGACAAUUUUUAAAUUUCCGACAAGACUAGGAAAAGAAGUUUCUUUUUUAAGGCACGCUGGGAGUACAAUGUCUUAUCUCGGUACGGUGUACAUCGGUACAAUGUUUAUAUGGGUACAGGUUUGUCAAUGUACAGUGUCUUAUCUAGGUACGUCAUAUCUAGGUACAGUGUAUAUAAACAAGUUCUUUUAAAGUACAAUGUCCACCUAUGUACACUUUAUAUAAUGGUACAAGUCUAUUAUGUUGUCAGUAGUGAAGGCGAAUCUAUGUAUACUUUAUAUAAUAUUACAAGUCUAUUGUGUUGUCAAUAGUGAAGGUAAAUCUAUGAACACUUAAUAUAAUAGAGAAGUUUGGUAAGUUGAUGUCAAGGUUGUUGUCCAAUAUUUUAUGGUACACUGAAUAAGGGCCCAAAUUAUUUCAAAUUUGUCAGUGUUACCACUUAAAUUUUAUAACUUGAGACCUUCAUCAAAUGUCAGGGCCUUCUUGCGUUGUCUCCAGUUACGACCCACUGAAUACUUUAAAUGUUACAUCUUUGUUUAUCUUAUGAUUGACUACUUCUACCUUAUCUGGGGUGCAUGAAUCUCUCUCUCACAUAAAGCACAAGGUCCAGUGUAACAAUAUAAUAAUUUAUUGCAUACUUUACAAAACAGGAUGCUGCUAUUCAAUAUAGGGCCUACUAUGGCGCAUGGAACACACAUCAGUCUAACUACCAACCAUGCACUCUCCUAGCACUAUUCUCUCGAAUAACGUGUAGCUCGCUCCUAUCGCUACUCGACUAUUGACCACUAACAAUUCUUCUCUGACCUCUAGCUAACACACAUCCCUUUUAUAAUACUACCCAAACAACUCAGUCUACGCUAACGUUUCUACGUUCCACACCACGGACUAACUUCACGCUCUGACGUCACGAUCAACAACUCACAAAACACUCUCACGAUUCACGACUCCCCCUACCCAACAUUCACAACAAUCUAGUUCACAACAGUCCGAGACCUUUGACCUUGGUCAUGCAUUGUGAUGUCUGUGAUGAAAUGUAUUGAGGCAGAUUUUAAUAUUAAAUCAUUUCUAAACACAACUUAUGAGUUUUUGUUAUCAUGUUUUUUGUGUCGGUUAAAAACGAUAAAUAGUAUUAUAAUCUAACAGUUAAAUGUAGGCUUUAUUAAUAACUUCCAAUCACUAACUAGAUAAUAUUUGUAAAA